AGUCCGCUUUAGGCUCUGCUCCUCCCCACGUGUCUGUAGGAAGAGCCGGAUUCAGAAACAUGGUAUCCGACACAGUCCUGCACUGCCAGCAAUGAAGUUAACGUACACGGACGAGGACAGUGGAGAAAGUUGACGCACUGCGACAGAGAAGAGUCAAGUCUGUCUUAAACACCUCAGAAGUUGUUGCAUGCUGUGCUGCGAGCGCUCCAGCGUUUCUGUGCUGCAACUUUCCUCCUCGUCCCUCCACGAUGGCCAGCGGAGAGGAGGAUGACCCCAUUAUACAAGAGAUUGAUGUGUACCUUGCCAAAAGUCUUUCAGACAAGCUGUAUUUGUUCCAGUAUCCUGUGCGUCCUGCUAAUAUGAACUAUGACGACAUGACUCAUUUAACAGCAAAAAUUAAACCCAAGCAGCAAAAGGUUGAAAUUGAGGUGGCGAUUGACACCAUGAGUCCGAACUACUGCCGCAGUAAAGGGGAGCAGAUUGCGCUGAACGUGGACGGCACGUCACUGGAAGACUCCAGCACUUACUCCAUUAAAAUGAUGGAUAAGCAAACAUUCUCAUCGAUUCAGGCAACAACAAAUACGAGUCGCUAUGCUGCUGCAGUGUUUCGUAAAGGUGAGCUUCACCUCACGCCAUUACAGGGCAUUCUGCAGAUGAGGCCCAGCUUUUCAUAUCUAGAUAAAGCUGACAGUAAACACAAGGAAAGGGAGGCAGCCAAUGAAGCUGGAGACUCCUCUCAGGAUGAGGCGGAGGAAGAUACCAAGCAGAUCACCGUGAGGUUUUCCAGGCCGGAGUCUGAGCAGGCCCGUCAGCGGCGCAUCCAGUCCUACGAGUUCCUGCAGAAAAAACAGGCUGAAGAACCGUGGGUUCAUUUACACUACCACGGUUUAAAGGAUGGGCGCUCGGAGCACGAACGUCAGUAUCUUUACUGCCAGGCCAUGGAUACCACCGAGAACACGGAGUUAGUGAAAACGCCAAGUGAGUAUCUGACCAUGCUUAUGCCUCCACUGACGGAAGAAAAAGUGGUUAAGCCAAUGGGACCUAGUAACGUGCUUUCUAUGGCCCAACUACGUACAUUGCCACUUGGAGAUCAGGUGAAGACCUUGAUGAAGAACGUCAAGGUCAUGCCGUUUGCCAAUCUGAUGGGGCUGCUUGCUUCGGGCACAGACUCCACUGCAGUAAUGCGCUGCAUACAGCAGGUGGCGAUGCUCGUCCAGGGAAACUGGGUUGUCAAGAGCGACGUCCUGUAUCCCAAGUCCACCUGCAGUCCGCACAGCGGCGUGCCUGCAGAGGUGCUCUGUAGGGGCCGCGACUUUGUGAUGUGGAGAUUCACAAACGAGCGAUCGCUCAUGAGAAAAGAAGUCGCUGCUCUCACAAAGCUGCCUCCUGAGGACGUCAAGGACUUUUUGGAACAGAUGGCUGUUCCCAGAGCAAACAGAGGCUGGGAGUUCCUGCUGCCUACAGACCACGAUUUUGUCAAGAAGCAUCCUGAUGUGGCUCAGAGACAGCACAUGCUGUGGCUGGGCAUCCAGAACAAGUUAGAAAAAGUUUUCAACUUCUCAAAGGAGGACUUCCUGCACAAGAAGGAUGCGCAAAUGGACUCGGUUCAUGUUAGCGGUGAGCAGCGUCUCAAGGCAGCUCGCGAGAAUGCACGGGAGCGUCAUACCUCUCUGCAGAAAGAAUUGGACGCCCGAAGACUGAAGGCCGCCUCCAUGUCUUCUGGCUCCGGUGGGACUAAUACAACAGUGCAGAUUAAAGAAGAACCCAUGAGCGACUCUGAAGAGCCUAUGGACACGUCCAGUUCAGUUCCAAACGGUUCAGUCAACGGUUAUCCCUCAUCAGACUCCCCUAACACGGACCUCCACAGUGAGUACGGGGCAGCGCAGUCCCCUACCCCAGAGCUCCAAGACUUUGUACGGAGCACUUUCCGGAAACACUUUGUGCUGUGCCUCAGCGAGGUCAAACGCCUGUUCAACCUGCACCUGGCCAGCCUUCCUACAGGACACAGCCGGUUCGGCCACGUCACAGACCGCAUGCUCCAGGACACGAUCCUCCACAGCCACUGCAAACAGAUCCUAGUGCCUUUUCCCCCUCAGAGCAGUGCUAGUGCAGACGAACAGAAAGUCUUUGGCUUAUGGGAGAAUGGUGAAACGUUUGAUAAGCACCGCCAAGUUCUGUUUGAGAUCUUUAUGAAGAACUAUCGCGUAAGGAGAAACAUUAUUCAGACCCGACUCACACAGGAGCUCGGUGAUGCUGUCACCAAGGCUGACGUGGACAGGCUGCUCAAGGAAUGUUGCAUCAGCCUAGGGGGUAUGUGGUAUCUGAAGGGCACUGUGCAGUCGUGACAGUAGGAGGAGGAGCCCUAGGGAUCCUGUCAAUCAAAAAAACAAACAAACAAAAAAACAAAAACUUCUGAGUUUUUCUCUGUAUGGGGGAGAUGGAGCCGACACACAAAUCAGUCACUGCCCCCCAGCUAGAGAGGACUGGCUUUGGAGGACAAAAAGCCCCUCCCCCCAUCGCUGCUCCAGGACAUUGCUUUUGUUUACCUUCAUGGACACGUAGCUGAGCGUAGCCAAAAUCAGAGCUUGUGGAAACUUGCAGGACACCUCACCAUUUCAUACAAAAGGGCUUGAGAUCCCCCGGAUCCUACACAGCGUCUAGUUAAAGAAGUACCGGAAGGAAAGAGAUGUAUAUGCAAAGCUUAGUUUGAAAAUUUUGUCGUUUCAUGAUUUACCGCUCACACUUUUCUUAUCUUGCACUUACGCAUUAGUAUUAAAGAAGACUGGAUGGUAAUUUUCUCACGUGUGGCUUUUCCGAGAGAUGUGCCCUUAUUAUAUUGGCCUUUUUCAUAGGACCUGAAUGAUGAGAGGUUUUAAGUUUCUGUCCCCUGCCAAAUCAUUUUACAAUCAGAACUUGUGUUGGGGUUUUUUUUUUGGUUUUUUUUCCCCCUCUAACAUCUGUAGAGCACAGGAUCUACUGGUUUCCUUUCCUUUAUCGUAUUCAUUUGCCUGAAAAGGAAAGUUAAAAUAACACUACGCACUAUCGUGCCAUAGUGUCCCUUCCUUCAAUGUAACAGCUACACCAAAGCUCUGAUGUGCUGGGAAACGGUCCUCACGUUUUAAUAGCCAUGGAAGGUGGAUGGAGAUUCAUUUUCUUUUAUGUUAUUAAAAAAAAUAAUAAAAAAAAUGAAGUGCAGAAAAAGCCUGGAAUAUGCUGUGGUGUCGGUGAUCAACAUUUAACUACAGUAGAUGUCCUUGAAAGCAUGUAUGGAAAGGAAAUGUGAACUAACCAUGUGCACCAUCCUGUUGUGGCCUUCGGGACUGUAGUUCUUAAAUAUAAUCCAGGCUGCUGGAUGUUGUUCUGGUUGGUUUAAAACUGAUGUGUUGGCAAACAUCAUACACUUCAUUUCAAAUCAUUGCUUUAUUUAGAUAUGAGCUCCUGCCCUGAUUUGAUUUUCUUUUCUUUUUAUUUUUUUUUUUUGGUAAUUUGUGUAUGCAGUACUGACUCAAAGGUAAAAUCUUUUCUUCAGUGUGAUCUUGUAUGUCAUCGGAGGGCCUGUGGAUGUCCCGGCAGUUAAGUGUGCUGCUUGAUGACUGUAUGAACUGCAAGUGUGGGUUUGGUUUUACUGAAGAAGCGAGUGUUCUACAUGUUCUGAUUUUUUUUUUUUUUUAAAAGGACAUGUGAAAGUGCCUCUAAUUUAUUUUCAGGGGAAAUAUUACCUAUAUUUAAACGUACUCUUGUGGUUCAUAGGACCUUUGCUUUAUAUCCAUUCUCAUAUUUUUUUUGUUCUUUUCUAACGUUGUGAUAUGCCUGGAUCCUGAUCAAUUCAUUUUAAUCAUUCCGCAUAUUCAUAAAUAAACGGACACGUCACCAAAUAUCGAACGGUUUUGACCUAAAAAUGCAAGUUGGCUGUUUUGUUGGAACAUUAUGCUCAAUAAAC
This is a messenger RNA of Ictalurus punctatus (channel catfish), 3940 nucleotides long. It is a transcript of the gene polr3e, whose product is annotated as polymerase (RNA) III (DNA directed) polypeptide E. Gene Ontology annotation, cellular component: nucleus; RNA polymerase III complex. Lineage: Eukaryota; Metazoa; Chordata; Actinopteri; Siluriformes; Ictaluridae. The coding region runs from base 249 to 2345 and encodes 698 amino acids. The record is from RefSeq and is a predicted model, not a curated record. Gene Ontology annotation, biological process: DNA-templated transcription. The transcript is spliced from 21 exons.